CGCACCCGUUUCUGCAUGGCGGGGUAGAUUUCCCUAGCAAAAACAUCAUUCCUCUCUCCUCCAAAACUCUGCGACAGGUGAUUCUGCAGAUCCUGAAUCAAGGCCACCACCACCACCACCACCGCCGCCUCCACGCAAUACACGAGACACUCAGGACCAAAAAAAAACGGGUUACCAACACUCUUUGGUCUUCCCUUACAUUUUUGCCCUGCGACCCCCCAAAACAAAUUCCUUCCAGUGUCUCCCUCCGCAACGCCAUCAUGUCCAAGUACGGCGUCAUGGUCAUGGGCCCUGCUGGGGCCGGCAAGUCCACCUUCUGCGCUUCCCUCAUCACCCACUUGAACCUUAACCGCCGAUCCGCCUUCUACGUCAACCUUGACCCGGCCGCCGAGUCAUUCGAGCACGCCCCCGACCUCGACAUCAAGGACCUUAUCUCCCUGCACGACGCCAUGGAGGAGGUCGGCCUCGGCCCCAACGGUGGCCUCAUCUAUUGUUUCGAGUUCCUCAUGGAGAAUCUCGACUUCCUCACCGAGGCCCUCGACAAUCUCACCGAAGAGUACCUUAUCAUCUUCGACAUGCCCGGCCAGAUCGAGCUCUACACCCACAUUCCCAUUCUCCCUGCCCUUGCCCGAUUUCUCUCCCAGCCUGGAUCCCUCGACAUCCGCCUCUGCGCGGCCUAUCUCCUCGAGGCCACCUUUGUUGUCGACCGCGCCAAGUUCUUCGCCGGCACCCUUAGCGCCAUGAGCGCCAUGAUCAUGCUCGAGAUCCCUCACAUUAACGUACUGUCCAAGAUGGACCUCGUCAAGGAUCAGGUGCGCAAAAAGGACAUGAAGCGCUUCCUCACCCCCGACACGGGCCUGCUGGACGAUGACCCCGUCGCUGCGGGAGGAGGGGAUCUGGACGACGGCCGCGGCGAGGUCCACGACCGUGAUCUCGUCAUGCGCGGCAAGAGCUUCCAGAGGCUAAAUAGAGCCGUCGCCGGGCUGAUCGAGAGCUUCAGCAUGGUAAACUACCUAAAGCUGGACAACACGGACGAGGACAGCGUCGGGGCGGUGCUGAGCUACAUUGAUGACAUCAUCCAGUAUCACGAGGCGCAGGAGCCCAAGGAGCUCAAGGACGGCGACUUCGACGAGCCCAAUGACGACUGAGCCCUAUCUGUCGACUGUGCAGAGAGAGUGAAUGGUCCAUCUGAUUGCCUCUUUGGGCUGGCUGUUAUACGCCCAACAACAGUGUCCUUAUUUUGCGGAAUAGAUGCCAGCUAGAAAACCAGGGCCCAGGUAGGGACGGGAGAAUCAUAGGCGUGGGAAAGGUACCAAGUAGAGAGGGGCAUGGUCGUUUGCAUAGCGUUGGCGUUGGUAUUGAUUUGUAUCCAUUGACUUAUUAUUCAUAAUCGUACUCGACGACAUUUCUUGGCGUUAUAUUUACCCCCUUCUGCCGCUCGUCGUGCUGCCCAUGUGCCUACCAACCCGGUCUAGACUGCAACGAUCACGUCCUCUCCAGGUCUGGCCGUGGCCUCAUGUAUCCAGUCUCAGACUUGUCCUGUGGUGGUGUCGCCUUUCCCUGUGACAUGGCUGCGUCGUGGAUCACCCAACUGACGGAUCCGUAUCAUGACACUCUCCGUAUACCAUCAUGUUGUUCCCCCUCCACUCAAACACAAUACAAUCUCUCCCUCGGGUAUAUCCCACAAUUCGUGUCUCCCAGCCAAUCUUCCCCUCUCCACCUCGUAUUAUCCCUCUCCUCUCC
This is a messenger RNA of Colletotrichum destructivum, 1743 nucleotides long. RefSeq names its product Putative GPN-loop GTPase, P-loop containing nucleoside triphosphate hydrolase. The transcript has 2 exons. The record is from RefSeq and is a predicted model, not a curated record. Gene Ontology annotation, molecular function: GTPase activity. The coding region runs from base 261 to 1148 and encodes 295 amino acids. Lineage: Eukaryota; Fungi; Ascomycota; Sordariomycetes; Glomerellales; Glomerellaceae.